UAUUAAUUGCCCAGGUUAUAUAUUACUUGAUUAGGGCUGGAGGAGGAAAAGCAGCAUCUGGGCAAAGUUAAAGAAGAUAAGCGGGGCCUUUUGGCAGGCUAAAGUAAAAUUUACAAUAGCCUCAUUUAAUUGACACAACGCAGACAUGGGCUAUGCUGAGGUACUUUCUUAUCUGGGGGAUGUUCAAACAUUCCAGGCCAGAUUAUUCCUGGCUUUAGUUUUAACUAAUCUUCACUGAAGAAUGCUUAUUAUUCCUAGUUUGAUAUUUUUACUUUAGAGAAUUAAUGUGACUCUGACUUUGCUUAAUUGUUUAGUACGGAGUUUUGGUAGGGGUCUUUUUCUAGAAGCCCUCACCCUACCCUGACUACACCAAUGGUCCCUGUUUCAGCCCCUGCCAUAAAACAAUUGAUAAAAUCCCCUCCGCGAUUAGGCGCGGCCGCAGUCCGAGGCGGGGACGCGCACCCAGCGCAUGCGCGCUCCCCUCGUCCGGCCUCCUGCGCCCGCUCACAGGGUGGAGGGAGCGCGCCCGGAGAGAACGCGCCCCAGCCAUCGGUUAACUGCUCCAGGUGGAAACUGACGCUGGCGGCGGCGGGGUUCCGCGGGCGGGAAGGCGGUGCGCCGUCCGCUCUUCCCCACCCCCUGCCUCGGCCCUGACGGGGCUGGAUGGGCAAGUUGGCCGCGAUGGUUCGAGCUCGGGCGGCGGCCGGAGGCGGCGGCGCCUCCUCCUCGCCCCUGCGCCGGCGGUGAUCGCAGCGAGCGGCCGCGGCCCCCUGUUGGAGGGCUGGCUGUGCCUGAGCCUGGCGUCCGUGUGGCUGGCGCGGAGGAUGUGGACGCUGCGGAGCCCGCUCACCCGCUCCCGAUACGUGGAUAUGACCAGCGGUCCGGGCGGCAGGAAGGAGAACCACCAGGCCGUGACUGCAGACGCUUGGCCACCUCGGCGUCGGCUCCCAACAGCAGGACGGAGGAACUUCGGGGCCGGCGCGUGGCGACAGCUGUCUGGACAGUGCCAGGCAUAUUUGGUGAAUAAGAGGGUCAAAGUGGACAGGCUGCUGGGCUAUGAUUCUGAUGGUCAGAGGGGAGUUGGGGACAGGAGAUGCGCCCUCACUGCAGAGCCCUGGAGACCAGAGGACACAGGACAACAUCCAGACCACAUCCACACCUGCAGGAACCCAGCGCCAUGCGAAAGGGAUAAAUGGACAUCAUGAAAGUGCUCUGGGAGUUUAGCUUCUUCAGAAACUUGCUACAGUUUUCUGUAUAGAGGCAAAGAAUUUGGAGAAGUACUUCUGUGAAAACGCAGGAUACUGUGCUGGGCACUUGAAGUGACACCACAAGAUGAAUUAAUCAUGGUCCUGGAGUCUAGAAAGAGCACCUGUGGAACCUUCUCAAGAGGAACAAUCAUGUGAAGGUUCAAAUUCAGUUGUUAGCAUGGAAGUUUCAGAACCUGUUGUAGAAAAUGGGGAGACAGAAAUGUCCCCAGAAGACUCAUAGGAGCACAAAGAAGAAACCAGGGAAAAAGAGCCAGUGGGAGCUCCUUGGGAGGUGGAAGGCCCCCAGAGGAAAGUGCCCAGGAGAUGAUGGAGGAGGAAGAGGAGAUAUCAAAACCCAAAUCUGUGGUUGCUCCGCCAGGUGCUCCUAAGAAGGAACAUGUAUAUGUAGUAUUCAUUGGUCAUGUAGGUAAGUUGCAUUCACAGCAAUAAGAAAUGACCAGAGUUACUGUGUACAACAAACAGAACAUC
Manis javanica (Malayan pangolin) is the source of this 1736-nucleotide messenger RNA. NCBI's taxonomy places the organism in Eukaryota, Metazoa, Chordata, Mammalia, Pholidota, Manidae. The record is from RefSeq and is a predicted model, not a curated record.